AUGCAGUCUUCCCGCUUCCAGUCCAUCACCUCACGCUUCUCCCCGAGCACACUUCGCACCACCUUUCGCCGUUCGUCUUCAGCAUCAUCCCGUGCUAGCAGCGAUCGAGGCUCAUUUGCCGCCGCGUCUUCAUCCCCCGUCAGCACAAUCAACAGUAUCGUGUUCCGCCAGCCCUCGGUGCUCGACCUCGAGGAAGAGCGGAAGAGCUUUGGCAGCGAGCUCAGCAUACUCGAGCCCCGACCGGUUGUCUACUUCGGCAGCGUCGAGGAGCGGAUCGGAUCUGUAUAA
Colletotrichum orchidophilum is the source of this 288-nucleotide messenger RNA. RefSeq lists its product as uncharacterized. Bases 1 to 288 code for a protein of 95 amino acids. NCBI's taxonomy places the organism in Eukaryota, Fungi, Ascomycota, Sordariomycetes, Glomerellales, Glomerellaceae. The transcript has a single exon. The record is from RefSeq and is a predicted model, not a curated record.